Pipra filicauda (Wire-tailed manakin) is the source of this 6937-nucleotide messenger RNA. It is a transcript of the gene PLXNA4, whose product is annotated as plexin A4. Lineage: Eukaryota; Metazoa; Chordata; Aves; Passeriformes; Pipridae. The coding region runs from base 1 to 4506 and encodes 1501 amino acids. Gene Ontology annotation, biological process: regulation of cell shape; negative regulation of cell adhesion; regulation of GTPase activity. Gene Ontology annotation, cellular component: semaphorin receptor complex. The record is from RefSeq and is a predicted model, not a curated record. The transcript is spliced from 31 exons. Gene Ontology annotation, molecular function: semaphorin receptor activity; protein binding.
AUGCCGCUGUUAACAAUCGAUGACAAUUUCUGUGGCCUGGACAUGAAUGCCCCCUUGGGAGUAUCAUCCAUGGUGAGAGGGCUCCCCAUUUACACUGAGGAUGGAGACAGGAUGACAUCUGUGAUUGCCUACGUCUACAAGAACCACUCCCUGGCUUUUGUGGGCACCAAGAGCGGGAAGCUCAAAAAGAUCCGUGUGGAUGGCACCACCAAGAACACCCUGGAGUAUGAGAUUGUGCAGGUGGUGGACACUGGCCCCAUCCUGAGGGACAUGGCCUUCUCAGUGGACCACGAGCACCUCUACAUCAUGUCUGAGAAGCAGCUCACCCGGGUGCCCGUGGAGUCGUGCAGCCAGUACGAGACCUGCAGCGAGUGCUUGGGCUCAGGAGACCCUCACUGUGGAUGGUGUGUCCUUCACAACACGUGCACGAGGAAGGAGCGGUGCGAGCGCUCCAGCGAGCCGCGGAGAUUCGCCUCGGAGAUGAAGCAGUGCGUCCGGCUCACCGUGCAUCCCAACAACAUCUCCGUGUCCCAGUACAACGUUUUGCUGGUCUUGGAGACCUACAACGUCCCCGAGCUGUCAGCAGGAGUCAACUGCACCUUCGAGGACCUUUCAGAGAUGGAUGGCCUGGUGGUGGGCAGUCAGAUCCAGUGCAUCUCACCAGCUGCCAAAGAGGUGCCCCAGAUCAUCACAGAGAACGGAGACCAUCACAUUGUGCAGCUUCAGCUCAAGUCCAAGGAGACGGGUAUGACCUUUGCCAGCACCAGCUUCGUCUUCUACAACUGCAGCGUCCACAACUCGUGUCUGUCAUGCGUGGAGAGCCCCUACAGGUGUCACUGGUGCAAGUACCGCCACGUGUGCACCCACGACCCCAGCUCCUGCUCCUUCCAGGAGGGACGAGUCAAGAUGCCUGAGGACUGUCCCCAGCUGCUGCAGGCUGAGAAGAUCCUGGUGCCGGUGGAAGUGAUCAAACCCAUCACGCUGAAGGCCAAGAACCUGCCCCAGCCUCAGUCGGGCCAGAGAGGCUACGAGUGCAUCCUGAACAUCCAGGGCAGCGAGCAGAGGGUGCCAGCCCUGAGGUUCAACAGCUCCAGUGUGCAGUGCCAGAACACUUCGUAUUCCUACGAAGGGAUGGAGAUUAACAGCCUGCCAGUGGAGCUGACUGUCGUGUGGAACGGGAAUUUCAACAUUGACAACCCGGCACAGAACAAAGUUCACCUGUACAAGUGUGGGGCCAUGAGGGACAGCUGUGGACUCUGCCUGAAAGCCGACCCCGACUUCGAGUGUGGCUGGUGCCAGGGACAGAACCAGUGCACGCUGAAGCAGCACUGCCCAGCCCAGGACAGCCAGUGGCUGGAGUUGUCCAGCACCAAGGGCAAGUGCACCAACCCCAAGAUCACGGAUAUCAACCCAGUGACGGGCCCUCGCGAGGGAGGGACCAAGGUGACGAUCCGUGGGGAGAACCUGGGGCUGGAGUUCCGGGACAUCGCGUCCCACGUCAAAGUGGCCGGCGUGGAGUGCAAACCUCUGGUGGAAGGGUACAUCCCUGCAGAGCAGAUAGUGUGUGAGAUGGGGGAGGCCAAGCCCAGCCAGCAUGCUGGAUUUGUGGAAAUCUGUGUGGCUGAGUGCAAACCAGAGUUCAUGGCCAGAUCUUCACAGCUCUAUUACUUCAUGACUCUGACUCUCUCUGACCUCAAGCCCAAGCGGGGACCAGUGUCGGGUGGCACCCAGGUGACAAUCACAGGCAACAACCUCAACGCUGGCAGCAACGUCAUCGUGACCUUUGGGAGACAGCCCUGCCUCUUCUACAGGAGAUCCACCAAGCACAUUGUCUGUAACACCACUGCCUCCUAUGAGGGCUUUGAGAAGGUGAAGGUGUCUGUGAGAGUGGACAAGGCCAAGAUACAUCAGGAGCUGCACUAUGAAUAUGUAGAGGAUCCAACCAUCCUGAGGAUCGAGCCUGAGUGGAGCAUCUUCAGUGGCAACACACCCAUUGCAGUGUGGGGAACUCACCUGGAUCUCAUCCAGAACCCUCAGAUCCGGGCGAAGCACGGUGGGAAGGAGCACGUCAACAACUGUGAGGUGCAGAACAGCACAGAGAUGACCUGCCAGGCCCCAGCCCUGGCUGUGGACCCCAAUCACCAGUCGGAGCUCGCCGAGCGCCCGGAGGAGUUUGGCUUCAUCCUUGACAACGUGCAGUCCCUGCUGAUCCUCAACAAAACCAACUUCACCUACUACCCCAACCCCAUCUUCGAGGUUUUCAACCCCUCGGGGAUCCUGGAGCUGAAGCCAGGAAGUCCCAUCAUCCUGAAGGGCAAGAACCUGAUCCCACCAGUGGCAGGAGGGAAUGCCAAGCUGAACUACACCGUUCUGGUUGGGGAGAAACCCUGUGCAGUGACUGUGUCAGAUGUGCAGCUGCUCUGUGAGUCCCCAAAUCUCAUUGGAAGGCACAAGGUGAUGGCUCGUGUAGGAGGCAUGGAGUUCUCCCCAGGGAUGGUCUACAUCUCUCCAGACAGCCCUCUGAGCCUGCCAGCCAUUGUCAGCAUUGCUGUGGCUGGUGGGCUGCUCAUCAUCUUCAUCGUGGCCGUGCUCAUCGCCUACAAGCGCAAGUCCCGGGAGAGCGACCUCACCCUCAAGCGCCUGCAGAUGCAGAUGGACAACCUGGAGUCCAGGGUGGCUCUGGAGUGCAAAGAAGCCUUUGCAGAGCUGCAGACAGAUAUCCACGAGCUGACCAGUGACCUGGAUGGAGCCGGGAUCCCUUUCCUGGAUUACAGAACCUACACCAUGAGGGUGCUUUUCCCUGGCAUUGAAGAUCACCCAGUUCUGAGGGAUCUGGAGGUCCCUGGCUACAGGCAGGAGAGGGUGGAGAAAGGCCUGAAGCUCUUUGCCCAGCUCAUCAACAACAAGGUGUUCCUGCUGUCCUUCAUCCGCACUCUGGAGUCCCAGCGCAGCUUCUCCAUGAGGGACCGCGGCAACGUGGCCUCGCUGAUCAUGACAGUGCUGCAGAGCAAGCUGGAAUAUGCCACUGAUGUCCUCAAACAGCUCCUGGCCGACCUCAUAGACAAAAACCUGGAGAGCAAGAACCACCCCAAGCUGCUGCUCCGGAGGACAGAGUCUGUGGCUGAGAAAAUGCUCACCAACUGGUUCACCUUCCUUCUCUACAAGUUCCUCAAGGAGUGUGCUGGAGAACCUCUCUUCUCCCUUUUCUGUGCCAUCAAGCAGCAGAUGGAGAAGGGUCCCAUCGAUUCCAUCACUGGGGAGGCCCGGUAUUCCCUGAGUGAGGACAAGCUCAUCCGACAGCAGAUUGACUACAAGACACUGGUCCUGAGCUGCGUGAACCCCGACAACGUGAACAGCCCCGAGAUCCCGGUGAAGAUCCUGAACUGUGACACCAUCACGCAGGUCAAGGAGAAGAUCCUGGAUGCCAUCUUCAAGAACGUGCCCUGCUCCCACCGCCCCAAGGCUGCUGACAUGGAUUUGGAGUGGAGACAAGCAAGUGGGGCAAGGAUGAUCCUGCAGGAUGAAGACAUCACAACCAAGAUAGAGAAUGACUGGAAGAGGCUCAACACCCUGGCACACUACCAGGUGCCAGAUGGAUCUGUGGUAGCUUUAGUCUCCAAGCAAGUCACUGCCUACAAUGCAGUCAACAACUCCACAGUCUCCAGGACGUCAGCCAGCAAGUAUGAAAACAUGAUCCGCUACACGGGGAGCCCCGACAGCCUCCGGUCCCGAACCCCCAUGAUCACCCCCGACCUGGAGAGCGGGGUCAAGAUGUGGCACUUGGUGAAGAACCACGAGCACGGUGACCAAAAAGAGGGUGACAGGGGCAGCAAGAUGGUUUCUGAGAUCUACCUGACCAGACUUCUUGCCACCAAGGGCACCCUCCAGAAGUUUGUAGAUGACCUCUUUGAGACCAUCUUCAGCACUGCCCACCGUGGCAGUGCCCUCCCCCUGGCUAUCAAGUACAUGUUUGAUUUCCUGGAUGAGCAGGCUGACAAACACAACAUCCACGACCCCCACGUGAGGCACACCUGGAAGAGCAACUGCCUCCCCUUAAGGUUCUGGGUCAACAUGAUCAAGAACCCACAGUUUGUCUUCGACAUCCACAAAAACAGCAUCACGGAUGCCUGUCUGUCUGUGGUGGCCCAGACCUUCAUGGACUCCUGUUCCACCUCAGAGCACCGGCUGGGCAAAGACUCCCCCUCCAACAAGCUCCUCUACGCCAAGGACAUCCCCAGCUACAAGAACUGGGUGGAAAGGUACUACUCAGACAUUGCCAAAAUGCCAGCCAUCAGUGACCAGGACAUGAAUGCCUACCUGGCUGAGCAGUCCCGCAUGCACAUGAACGAGUUCAACACCAUGAGCGCGCUCUCAGAGAUCUACUCCUACGUGGGCAAGUACAGCGAGGAGAUUCUCGGAGCCCUCGACCAAGACGACCAGGCUGGGAAACAGAAACUUGCCUACAAACUUGAACAAGUCAUAACCCUCAUGAGCAUAGACAGCUGAGAACUGUCCUGCCAGGGCCACCCUGGGAGGGAUAAACCAAGUCGUGCCUCACUCAAGAUCAUCAUCUUUACCAAGUGCAAGUUUUGAUGGGCUGUAAGCAGAGUCACCCACACAGCUCCUCUCUCAUUCUCUCUCUCUUUCUCUCCCCCAUUUCUCUCUCUUUCCAAAUCUAUGGACGAAGUGACAGAGCCCCAGGGGUUAAAGGAAAAGACUGCAGAGGAAUCUUGGCUCUGGGGCCAUGGAGACAUUCAGGUGGAGCUCUCCUUUUCACAGCUUCCCCUCUGCCUUCACCCUAGAGAAAAACUAUUAAACACACAAAAAAACACCCCCCACAAACCCUCCCCCAACAUCUCAUCAUCACUCUGCAGAGGCAAAAUUGGGAGGUAACUUCUGUCAUGCUGCUUUAACUGCCCUCCAAGGGCUUGUAGCCCCUGGAGGGGACAUGGAAAUGAACUCAGUAUUACUCAAAGUCUCCCCAAGGGGAAGGCAGCUGCCUGCAGGGAUCCUGGAGGGCAGAGCAAAUCCAGCUCCUCUCCUGCAGAGCCAUCACAACUCUAUCUCCUGAGAGUGACCCACCAGGAGAGGAACCCCAAGGCUCCCCGGAAAACGCCAGAGUGGGACCACUGUGGCUCUGACCUGCCUGGUGUAGCUGCUCCCUUGGGGCAGGGAAAGGGUCAAGAGGGGAGGAGGAGACCAACUCUCCCCUGCCUAUGUGUUUCAUAUGGUUAUUCUUAUUUUUCCAAGAGACACGUGUCCCCCUCCGUCUUUCCCAUCGUGUCCUGUUGGUCGUAGCACUGCGGCAAAAUUGCUCUCUCUGCUCAGUGGCCUCCUGUCAGUGGUGGUUCUGCUCCUUCUGGCAAUGGACAGCACAGCAUCUCCCUUGUUCCCACCUCAGCUUGGAAAGCAAGAGCCACAGGUCUCAUUUUGUUCCAUCCUCAACAAAAAAAAAAACAAAAAACAAACACAUAAACAAAAAAAAACAACAAACCACCUAGAGGGAUUUUUUUUUUUUAAAGCUGUUAAUUCUUUCCAUUUUGUUUCCUCAACUGGAACAAAGGUGUUGUUUUCUCCUGGUGGAAUAUCAGAAGGACACUGAAGGGUUUUCCAGGAACCAAGGUGGUGCACAGGACUGAUGGUAAAACCUUCCUUCCAAGCCACUCCUAAGAGGAAAUGUCACCACACGUGAAAAAAUCUUGGAGGAAAUCCAAAUGAAACAGUGCAAAAAAAUUCUUCUACCUGCAGCUGAACUGCUGGUCUUCUGGAGGUCUCUCUGAAGCCCAUCUGCCUUUUGAUGCCAAUUCCUGGCCUUUCCUCCUGUCCACCUCUGGAACCAACAGGCCUUGCUGAAGGAUUUUAUCUCUCUUUGCACCUCUUACCCCUUCAGAGAUCACUGUCACCGCAGGACAAUUGUAGGUGAUCACCCUGUCCCAUCCUCUGCUCAGCUCCUCCAGAACAACAUCUCAACCUGUUUCAUGGCCAACCAAAGAGGAGUGAACUCCUCCAUCUCCCCUGCCUUUGGCUGUUCUGUUCACACAGCCUGGAUAACACCAUGGUUAGAGACCCUCGAGGUGUGGAGAACCUUGUACACCGUGGAGGCAAGAGCUGGGGCUGCAUUCACCUCCCCAGAAACCAACAGAGCUCACUCCCAGAUGGAGGAGUGGCUGGAGAAUCAGCCCACGUCCACCUCAUCAUCCUCAGAGCUCCAGCCUGCGUCUACUUUGCACCUGGAGGGAGAAAGGGGUAAAGACAGGGUGUGUAAAUUGAUUGGAGAACGAGUGCAUUUGGGUUUAUUGAUGCCUUUUGCUGUCCAACCAGAACCUCCUCAGAGUGACAGACCACAAGUGCAUGGAAAAAUGGGGGGGGGGUGGUGGUGCAAACAGGGGUCAGUCAGCAAGCAGGUUUCCCUCAGCCAAGCAGAUACACACACAGGCAAGUGUUUCCAAAAACCAUUUCCGACAGCAGUCCCAAACUGGAUGUGUCUUUGGGGAGAACAUCACAAAAUUCACAUUGAAACAGCAAACUUAGGGACACGUCUUGGUUUUAAAACCCCAGACAUUUCUCCCUUGAUUCUGAUUAUUCUUAUUUUGUGUGUGUGUGUGUGUGUGUGUGUGUGUGUGUGUAUCUGUGUGCGCGCGUGUGUGUUCCUCCCCUUUUAAUUUUGCUUGCUUUCUGUUGGAUUGCUGAGCUGAUGGACUCAUCAUGCACCUUAUGGACAUCUCAGCAUCUUUAAGAGGCCUGUGCACAGGGGAUGGUUUGGGUUUGCUUGGUUCUGCCACGGUUUUUUUGCUCCAUUUGGCGGCGUCGGCGCAUGUUCCAGAUCCAUUGAUUAUGGCUGUGAAAGUGGGCUUGGAAUUCCCACCAGAGCCAGUGGUAAGGAAGUGACAACAACAACGACACAAACACGAUAUUUUUUUAUAAGUACGUUAAAAAA